Cucurbitaria berberidis CBS 394.84 is the source of this 1437-nucleotide messenger RNA. RefSeq names its product MFS general substrate transporter. Gene Ontology annotation, molecular function: transmembrane transporter activity. Gene Ontology annotation, biological process: transmembrane transport. The record is from RefSeq and is a predicted model, not a curated record. NCBI's taxonomy places the organism in Eukaryota, Fungi, Ascomycota, Dothideomycetes, Pleosporales, Cucurbitariaceae. Gene Ontology annotation, cellular component: membrane. The coding region runs from base 1 to 1437 and encodes 478 amino acids. The transcript has 3 exons.
AUGGUAUCUCCCAAACAACCCGACGACAUCCCAACGAAGGAGGUGCGCGAUGUGCCGGACUCAGAGGUCAGCUCGUACGCGCCUUCAGAAGCGACACUCAAAGCCGCUCAUCGAAAGAUUGAUAAGCGCCUACUUUGUUGGUAUGCGUUCGUCUACCUAAUCAUGCGUAUUCACGUCAGCAAUAUCUCCAACACGGCGAUUAUGAACCUGGAGCAAGGAACCGGCAUCAAGAAGCAACUUGGCCAUCUCUCAUCCUCACAGUGGGCAUGGGCAUUGAGCAUCUUCUACUACCCGUACAUGUUCUUUGAACCUCUUGCUACGCUCAUGCUGAAGCACUUUACCCCGAGUGUAUGGAUGACUCGGAUUAUGCUCACCUGGGGCAUCAUCUCAAUGUGCCAGGGUGCUACACAAAACUACGCGGGCAUACUGGUAUGCCGGUUCUUCCUUGGUGCUGCUGAGGCUGGCUUCUAUCCUGGUGUUCUGUACCAUCUGAGCUUCUGGUAUCCGACUGAUCGACUACCGCUACGCAUUGCCUUCUUCUAUGCCUGUGGUAUGUUUUCCGGGACGAUAAGCGGAUUAUUAGCCUACGCCAUCUCGUACAUGAACGGUGUCGCAGGUCUUGCUGGGUGGCGCUGGCUCUUCAUUCUUGAAGGAAUACCCGCCAUACUGUGCUCGGUGUACACCUACUUCUACUUGCCAAAUUAUCCUGAAACGGUCGAAUUUCUCACCGAGGAUGAACGCAAAGCUAUACUCGACGACUUGCCGAAGCAAGCACCCACCAUGCGCGCAAAAACGUUCGAUCUUGAGGAGAUCAAGAGCUUAUUCAAGAGUCCGACAUUCUUCCCGUUCCUUAUGAUCUGGAUUACGCACGGAAUAGGUGGUUGGGGUAUUUCGUUCGUGUUGCCGACCGUCAUUUAUGAGCUGGGUAUCUCGAACACGGCGAUCUCGCAAGUCAUGACCAUGCCACCGUUCACACUUGUCUUCGUCAUUCUAUGCGGUCUCGCGUACUUCAUACACACCAAGCGCCUGUCACCCUGGGUCGCUGGUCUCGGCGUCGAGAUUACGCAAAUCAUUUGCUACAUACUCCUCAUUACCGUCAAGAAACCGGUCGCAAAGUACAUCUUUGUCAUGAUCGCAACAGCAGCCUCGCAAUCUUUCUUCGCAAUCAUUUGGCCGGAGCGCAUUCGAGCGGCGAGAGGAACGACGACUGCCGGACUUGCUAUUGGCUUAACGAAUGCCAGUUGCCAGCUUAUGGGCAUUGUUGGCCCGCAAAUUUAUCAGCCGAAGUUCGGUCCGACGUAUCGUGUUAGCUACAUUUGCUCCAUUGCAUUACUCACAUCAUGCUUGGGCGCUGUGUUGACGAGCUGGUUCUUCGUGGUGAGGGAUGAUAAGAAACGGGCUGUGGAGGAGACGCAGGUACGAGAGAUAGUUGCUUGA